Besnoitia besnoiti is the source of this 261-nucleotide messenger RNA. RefSeq lists its product as uncharacterized. The transcript has a single exon. Lineage: Eukaryota; Apicomplexa; Conoidasida; Eucoccidiorida; Sarcocystidae. Bases 1 to 261 code for a protein of 86 amino acids. The record is from RefSeq and is a predicted model, not a curated record.
AUGCCGUCUGGACCAAAGACUCCGACGCCAAUGAAGACGGUUGUUGCCGGCUACCCUAGAAGGGCGAUGGCCUGUGCCUUCGUCGUUUCCAUGCUUGUGUCAGAAAUUGUACUUGCCACAGGGGCGCUGCAUGAAGAUGUCGAAGCGAUCACGUGCAGUUUGCCGGCACUGGAGAAGGCAUAUUUGUCACGGUGGAUCCUCAAACACGACAGGCAGCGUUCAUCUGUGACCCGUCAACUCCGCAUGUCCGCCCAGAAGUAA